AAAACAUCUCAGCGGCAGGCUUAAUAACCCGUUUCCCCUAUGUUUUUUUCAGGAUACCCAUGAUGCAGGAUGAGUACGCGACGCGGUGAAAACAAUCGAAAUCGUCCCCAAAAGCAUCAGAAUAAUUUCGCCUGGAAGUUCGACAAGUUCAAGACUGAUCCCAAGACCAAAGUCGUGGCCGAUAUCGUGGUGCAAAAUUGCUGUGCCAAGUGUACUGGGGUCAUCGAGUGGAAGAUCAAAUACGGCAAGUACAAGCCUCUGACUCAACCUGGGAAGUGCACGAACUGCAGCGAGAAGCGCGUGAAAUCCGCAUAUCAAGUCCUCUGCAUACCUUGUGUCAACCUUUUGGAAGUGUGUGCCAAGUGCAGACAGAAGGAGGACAUUGUCAACACCAGAGAGCAUCAACUACUUUUGGACACGGAGCUCUUCCACAACGAGAUCAAAAAAGAGCUUCUCACUCUCCCCGAAAGGAAACGGAGAUCCUUCUUGCGGUUGGUGGAAAGAAGUGAAAACGAUCUCUACAAGGCCAUCAAGGAGCAAGAAAGAGCCGAGCGAGAGGGCUUGCCUGGUGCCGAUAGGGAGUUGCCGACCUUGAUCGAAAUCCGAAGAGACAUCAAGGAAAAAGCCAGGGUAGCGAAAGAGAAGUUUGGCCGUGCUCAAGGCUCCGACGAUCUUGAUUUAGACGACUUGGAUUUGAACGGCGACGGCGACGACGACUUGAGUGAGGAUGAGUUCUAA
Molecule: messenger RNA, 738 nt
Organism: Tigriopus californicus
Lineage: Eukaryota; Metazoa; Arthropoda; Copepoda; Harpacticoida; Harpacticidae
Exons: 3
Coding region: 70-738 (222 amino acids)
Source: RefSeq, a predicted model, not a curated record